CGACGAUACCCCUACGGAGGUGAUAUAACCUACUACAUAUAUACCAGCACACCCUCCCUCCGAUCUUCAACCUCCAACCUCACCAAGACAGGAUACAAGAAAUCAAAGGGGACUCGAUCGUGUGAAGACAAACCAUCACUUAUUCACCACCGCCUUCACCGUCGUCACAAUGCCUUCGCAACCCCUUCCCGACCCCAUCAUCACAUUCGGCUCCGAUGUGACGUGCAACCUGGACAACUGCCCCGUGGAAUGGAGCAUCCUCUCCUACCAGCCCUCCCUCGCCGCCAACGUCGUCUUUGCCGCCCUCUUUGGCGCCAUCGGGCUGGUUCACUUCUAUCUCGGUUUCCGGUGGAAGGCCUUUGGCUUCAUGGUCCCCAUUCUCAUCGGCUGCAUCACUGAGAUUAUCGGAUACAUCGGAAGAAUCCUCCUGCACAACAAUCCCUUUUCUUAUCCUGGAUUCUUGAUCCAAAUCAUCUGUCUCACCAUUGCCCCCGUCUUCUACACGGCCUCCAUCUACGUAACUCUCUCACAGUCCAUCACCUACCUCGCCCCAGAGCUGUCCCGCUUCAAGCCCCAGCUCUUCUACUACAUCUUCAUCCCCUUCGACAUCGUCUGCCUCGUCCUCCAGGCCGCCGGCGGCGCCAUGUCCGCCAACACCACCGGCUCCAACAAGGCCGGCGUCGACAUCUCCCAGGCCGGUCUCAGCCUGCAGGUCAUCGUCCUGGUCCUCUUCAUCAUCACCUUUAGCGACUACAUGUUCCGCUACCUGCGGUCCGGCCGCGGCUCCGGCUUCGGCUGGCGCCUCACGGCCUUCUUCACCGGCCUGACGUCGGCGACGCUGCUCAUCCUGGCCCGUUGCGCCUACCGUGUUGCCGAGCUGCAGGACGGAUACAACGGCAAGCUCAUCAAGGAAGAGACUCCCUUUAUCGUUCUGGAGGGCGUCUUUGUGUUUUUGGCCGCGUCGAUGCUCUGCUUCGGACACCCUGGCUUGGGAUUGAAGCGAGACGGGAGGGGAGGAGUCAAGAUGGAGACUGACAGCGAGACGGUGGUGAUGGACACCAUUGAGCGACGAAAGUGAAGAGUUUCUCGGGCUCUAAAUCGUGGGGAGGCGAGGCCAAGUAUCAAUAUGGAAUUACAACUAUUUGCAUUUCAUGGGAAAUUUACUGCUGGUUUGAAAUGGAAAAUUUAUUAGACGGAAUACGUAUAUAAUCAGGAGGGAGGAACACGCGCUUGUUUUUUUUCUUGUUUUUUUUUUUCUGAUACCGUUUGAAGCAAAGAGUUUUUGUUCUUUUAAUUUUAAUUUCUUUUGUAUAGAAUUAAAUAAUGCCGAGAAUAUUGAAAAAAAGACAUACAAUACACC
Molecule: messenger RNA, 1360 nt
Organism: Trichoderma atroviride IMI 206040
Lineage: Eukaryota; Fungi; Ascomycota; Sordariomycetes; Hypocreales; Hypocreaceae
Cellular component (GO): fungal-type vacuole; plasma membrane
Source: RefSeq, a predicted model, not a curated record